Schistocerca gregaria is the source of this 2221-nucleotide messenger RNA. RefSeq lists its product as uncharacterized. Lineage: Eukaryota; Metazoa; Arthropoda; Insecta; Orthoptera; Acrididae. The record is from RefSeq and is a predicted model, not a curated record. Bases 87 to 1013 code for a protein of 308 amino acids. The transcript has 3 exons.
UUUGUGUCGUUCCGUCGGUUUGUGAGUGAGCAGUUCGGUCCUGUCCGCGAUCUUGUACUGUGCGGCGUCACACAGAGACCUUCAAAAUGAAUACUAUAGUUUGUUUCUUCCAGUGGCUCCCGCAUAAUUACAACUACCGCGCUGGUGUCAUGACCGUAUUUAAUAUCGAGUCUCAUGAUCUCGUUUCUCUCAGAAUAGACAGACGCAACAACACUGUAAUCUUUAAUGUAGCGUCUCAAGAAACCUUUAACCGUUUGUCACAGUUUUGUCGUGGUAUUUUGUUUUUCCCUAUACUAGGUCACUAUAUACUGGAGUGCUUUGCUUUGCCUGCAAGCCCCAGGUUGAGAGUGCUUAAACUGUCAGGUUUGUCAAGUCCUGAUGUGAUACAUUCUCUGAAUGGGUUUCUGUCCGAAAUAGGGACAGUCUUGUAUCAACGUCCUCUGAGAUUCUCUGUUCCUUUAUUAUCAAUCUAUCGAUCUGAUUGUAUCGGAGUGGUUUUACUUUCAAAAGAAAAAGCCGAGAACGAAACUAAUUAUGCCAUUACCACACCUAGUAUCUGUCGCAGUCCUGGAAAUGGGCAAGAAAAUCAGCAACCUGUGAGACCAGCGUCGUAUGUACCAGUUGCCGGAACCAGUAGUGGAGGCACCACAUACAACGUUCCGGCAGGAAACGCAUCUUACGGCUUGCCGAGUAGCUACGGUGUUCCUGGAUAUUUAUUCUACCACGGAAUUGGAAUACUACAACAAGCAGAUCCCUAUCAGUACCAAGGAGUACGAAUCAGCAACUUGCAAGCUAAUGAGGCACAUCCAUACAGGCAGAACUCUAGAUGGUACCGCAGUCAGUUUAACUAUGGAGAGCAUUCUGGUGCAUCUGGUCUUUCCUACCCACCCCAGGUGCCAAUACAGGACGAAUACACUGUUCAGGAACCAACAUCAACAGAUGGAGAACCUACAGAGAUGCCAGUAGAAGACCAAAAUCAAGGAGCCUCAUCAGAUGAACAGGAACAAGAAUAAAGAAUCUGCAUGUUUAUCAAGAAGUUUCAUCAAAGUUUCUAAAUAUACAAUGAAAUACAAAGCAUUCUAAUUCAAUAAGGGAUACUCUAUACAGACCAUUUUGUUAUCAAAAGCAUAAAUCCUUAUUAAGCCAGUAAUAGAUACUCUGAAUAAUUGUUUGUUUACCUUAAAAACAUCAUUGCUUAGUAAUUAACUUUGAUUCCAAGUUGCAACAAAGCAUGUAAAAAAAAACCUCUCUUAUAGAAUGAUGUAUAAGAAGAAUUACAAAAUUAUUAAUACUGAAAUUAAUUGUUACUCAAUAUUAAUUGCUCAAAAUACACAGUAUACAGAGGAGAAAACGAAAUUAGUUUUCAUAUGUGUAGCCUAAAUAUAUUGAUCUCAUAGCAUUUAGAUGUAAAGUGUAUCAUAUUUAUGAUAUAUAAAGACAAUAAUUUGAUAAUUUAAUUUGCAAGUUUAUUAUUACAUUAUUAAUUUCGCAGUACUCAUACUAAUAGUCCAUUUAUCUCAUUUAUGGAUAUUUAUUAACUUAAUUAGUGCAUUGAUUAAUUGUUACCAUGUUCAAUAGAGUCAUAAUUUUGUGAAUUUCCAUAUGAAUAUGAGGACUGAAUCAUUCUUCAGACAAACAAGCUGUGUUUAUUAAGUGUUGUAUUAAUCUCAGUACUAAAGUUAAACUAAUUCAUAAUGCAUGUGGAUUACCUUGUUAUGUCCAGUUACCAAUUUUGAGCAGAACACUGAGGUUUUAUCACACAUUUACUUGUGAUAAGAAAGUGUAUUUUAAGAUUUGUGAAAUAGCAAUAGGAAAUAAACUAGACAAACAGUUGUCUAAAUUUAUAUAUUCUUAUAGUACCCAUUGCUGUAUUUAAGUUUUGUAACGAAAUAUUUUUAUACAUUUUGUAAUGAAUUAAAAUUAAGCUUAAUUACUAUAUGAAUUUAAUAUUUACUAUAAUAUUUUAUGUGGCCAGAUGUUAUAGUUUUAUGUACAAGACUGUCAUACUAAACUAUUUCCAAUUGUCAAUAUCGUUGUGAAUAUCUGUGACAUUUGGAACAAAAAAUGUAUAAAUUGUAGAAGAAGACUUUUUUACAACUGACUACGAAUGAUACCAACAUAAGAGUAUGAUCAAUCUAUAACACAUUAUUUCUAUGUCUGUGCAAACUGUUUAUUAUUUGUAGGUUAUAUUUCAAAAUAAAGAUAUACACUGUUGAAGUAC